Eruca vesicaria subsp. sativa (arugula) is the source of this 288-nucleotide messenger RNA. Lineage: Eukaryota; Viridiplantae; Streptophyta; Magnoliopsida; Brassicales; Brassicaceae. The record is from the annotation of a GenBank genome assembly.
AUGCUCCUUUUAAUAGUGUUAGACUAUAGAUCUUGGUCCCAAUUAUUAAAAGGUUACGAUGCUCUACCUCGUCUGGCACAGCCUAGCUACGGAGCUGCUCCACCGCAAGUGGUUUCUGGAUAUGGAGAACGCGGACGUCCUCUAGGGUGUAUCACUCGAUUAUCCUAUCCAUUUCCGGAGAUGGCGGAAGAGAGGGACGCGAAUGUGCAGGAGGAUAACAGUUUCUUCGAUUCCGAUGGUGGAAAGUCAACGGAAUCGAACAGAAAGAUCGAAGAGCCAGAAUCAUGA